AUGGAACCGUACCGAUCUACUAAACGAAGGUGUUCACGAGAGGGAAGGGCUUAUCUUCAAAUUCGGUAUCAACUGAGCUCCAAAAUUUCAUUCAUAACAAAGGAAAUGGCACCGAAACAACUUAUCUGCAACCCUGACACCAGCAAGCACGGGCAAAUUGAUCCUAAAAACCAAAGGGCGUUAGCCAAGUCGAGGCUUUUGAAAAGCCUUACCUACAACGCGAGUCUCCUAUUAUCAACCAUUCUAGUUUCAAAAAAUGUUCCCAUCAGUGCUGCUACUCGACUUUCUCAUCUCCUAUUUCUAGUUAUCUUACAAUUAGAGUAG
This is a messenger RNA of Zea mays, 324 nucleotides long. The record is from the annotation of a RefSeq genome assembly. NCBI's taxonomy places the organism in Eukaryota, Viridiplantae, Streptophyta, Magnoliopsida, Poales, Poaceae.